AUGGCGAAAUCAGGUACAAGGCAUACUAAGAAUGACUUACUUGCGAAAUUUCAGGACCAUGAGGAUCUAGAGGACGGGUUUUUUCAAGACCAAGACGGUGGUGAGUUGGAGGCCCCCACGCUUCGUGGUGGACAGCAAGAUCUUGAUUUCUAUCACAUUGACGACAACUUCAAGACCAUAACGAUACGAGACGACGAAUUGGCUACGAUACGAGAAGGUGCUGGUACAAAAAUGAAGAAAGAUGAAGGUGUCAGGAGCAUGUUCAAUUUGAACCGAAGUACAACACCCACCUUAAGACCAAAGGAAAGUAAAAGAUAUCGACAAGAGAACGAGGACGACGACUUCUUGGAUGGCUUCGAAGGCUUGUCACCUGGUACUUUGUCCACGUCUUCACCCAAGUCCAAAACGAAGGGAAGCAGGAGGAUGUCAUUGUCUGAAUAUAGUGAAGAGGUGGAGACCAGUGAUACUGACGUGACGUCUGAAUUCAACGACGCAGACAUUGGAGAUGUAGAUGAUAUAUUUGGCUUUGAAGAGAGUGGAGUGUACAGUAGUGGUGGUAAUGGUGGAAGUGGAGGAGGAGGAGGAGGAGCUGGUAUCCCCAAAGAAAGUAAAGCAAAGGCGAUUCUUCAACUGAAGAAGAAAGAAUUACAAUUGAGAGCUGAGCAAGAAGAGAAUGAGUUGUUGAUGCAAAGACAUGGCAAGGGCGGGGCUGGAGUAGUAAAUACCCUAAGAUUAAAGGAUUUCCACAAUUAUAAUGAUAAAUUGCAAAUCGACAUGGAUGCGCUUGAAAACGAAAAGACUAUUAACUAUGAGUACACAAGAGACGAAUAUGAGGACUUUGAAGAUGGAUUUGAUUUAAAUUCACCACUCAAGAUACCGACGAAGUCUCGGAGUGGCAAACAUAGCAGUGAUGUAGCAAAUAGUGGUCGACUGAUCAGUUCGAAAUUAUCUAUGCCCCAAUUUGAUAAAGAAUUCAAGUCUAAGCCCAAACCAGCGAUGAAGAAAUACAAAUCUAUGAUGAAUGUUAAAGGCGAAGAAGAAGAUGAAAGAGAAGAGACAGGAAGUCACCCUUUUUUCAACAAUAAAAAUAAUGACAUUAUAAGGAAAUUGAACAGAAUCCCAUCCUUUUACUCGAAAAAGCAGCAACAACAUCAAUAUCCAGUUCAAGAAGACAACGACCUUCAACUUGACUUAAUAGAGGAGUUAGAGUCCAACAACGAGAAAUACAACACUAAUUUGGAUAUGGAAAUGGAAUAUAAGAAAAAGAAAUUGUUAGAGAAGUACAUGGAGAUAACUAACCAUCAACUUCGCAACAAGAGAGAGAGGACUAAAGAUAAAAAAUUCGCUAAUAGCCCUAACAAGAAGAAGCUGGGGUCCUCACUUGGACUAGUAAGAUAUCUUAAUGAUGAUGGUACGCAUUCUGUGCCGGUCGCAGCGCUAAAUUCUAAGACCAAGAUGAAAUUCAACCCCGUAAAACACAAAUGGGAAGGAAAUGACAUAGACCUAUACAAGUUUGAAGCAAUUAAAUCUUUACAGACGACCAAGCCAAGAUUAAUCACAAAUAAGGAUUAUAAGAAAGAUAAGCUGGAUGUAAAGAAAAAGAUAGUUGGUAGUACAUCGUCUUCUUCUUCUUCUGGUGAGAAAAUUGUUGGAAACAUGAAGUAUGACCCCGAAGCUAUGAAAUGGGUUAAUUUGGAUGAAGUAGAAGAAGAUGACGACAUAUUCGAUGACUUACCAGACUUGCCUAUAAGGAAUGGCAGUAAAAACAUAAGAAGUGGCUCGGGAGUUCCCUUCCCACUGUCCAAGAGUCAUCCUAAUCUUCACAAAUCAUUGUCUUCGUCUACUUCGACAUUUAGAAAAAGUGGCAGUGCUAAAUCUAUAAUGACACUACUUAAUGCAUCUCCACCAAAGUUCCCCAGUAGGACCACAACGAACCCAUCUUCGAAAAUCCGUGGAGUCAGCUCCACCUCUGCAUUUACACAAAGAACCGCAUCUACUGCUUCCUCUUCUUCUUCCAAAUCUUCACAAGAUUCCAACCAAUAUGAUGAUACCCUGAUCCAGCAAGAUUCUUUAAUGGAAGAGUUUUUCAUUGACGAUAAGCUAAUUGAAAAAUUCCAUAAGGAAGAAGCGAAGUGGAUCAAAAAGACGAAACAUUGGUUUCAAGAAGGAGAAUCUUUUGAUUUCAGCUCUACGCCAUUUAACAAGGAUUAUUUCUGGGAAAUAAGAAAAAUGGUUACCGAUGAGGAGAAUUAG
This is a messenger RNA of Dujonia railenensis, 2253 nucleotides long. NCBI's taxonomy places the organism in Eukaryota, Fungi, Ascomycota, Pichiomycetes, Serinales, Debaryomycetaceae. The record is from the annotation of a GenBank genome assembly.